Pundamilia nyererei is the source of this 1642-nucleotide messenger RNA. RefSeq names its product retinol dehydrogenase 8-like. Gene Ontology annotation, biological process: retinol metabolic process; estrogen biosynthetic process. The coding region runs from base 25 to 978 and encodes 317 amino acids. The transcript has 6 exons. Gene Ontology annotation, cellular component: cytosol; cytoplasm. The record is from RefSeq and is a predicted model, not a curated record. NCBI's taxonomy places the organism in Eukaryota, Metazoa, Chordata, Actinopteri, Cichliformes, Cichlidae. Gene Ontology annotation, molecular function: estradiol 17-beta-dehydrogenase [NAD(P)+] activity; all-trans-retinol dehydrogenase (NAD+) activity.
GCUAGUAUCAGUUUGAGCAGAGCCAUGGAGAGACAUGGGCAGAAAGUGGUGCUGAUCACAGGCUGUUCCUCCGGCAUCGGCCUGAGGAUUGCCGUAAUGCUGGCCGAGGAUGAAAAGCAGCGCUAUCACGUAAUAGCUACGAUGCGUGACCUGAAACGUAAAGAUAAUCUGGUGAAAGCUGCUGGGGAUUUGUACGGCAAAACUGUUUUUGUGGCUGAACUGGACGUCUGCAGUGACGAGUCGGUGAAACAGUGUGUCGACAGCAUCAAAGAUCGACACAUAGACAUCCUCAUAAGUAAUGCAGGCAUCGGCCUGGUGGGUCCAGUGGAGAGCAUCCCUAUGGACGAGAUGAACAACGUCUUUGAGACCAACUUCUAUGGAUCAGUUCGUCUGAUCAAGGAGGUGAUGCCUGACAUGAAGAAUAGGAGAGCGGGACGCAUCAUAGUGAUCAGCAGUGUGAUGGGACUCCAAGGGGUGGCGUUUAACGAGGUAUACGCAGCUUCCAAGUUUGCUCUUGAGGGCUUCUGCGAGGGUCUGGCUGCGCAGCUUUUGAGUUUUAAUGUCAUAUUAUCAAUGCUGGAGCCAGGCCCCGUGCACACAGAAUUUGAGUUAAAGAUGAUUCAGGGCAUGAAAGAGAAGGAGUGGCCUAGUGUUGAUCCCGACACAGUGAAUUACUUCAGGAAUUUCUAUCUCCCUGGUGCUGUGGAUAUGUUUGAGAUACUGGGACAAACACCUGAUCACAUUGCCAAACGUACAAUGAGCAUGAUCGAAGCCAGCAAUCCAUAUUUCCACAAUCUGACCAGCCCGCUGUACUCACCCAUUUUAGCGCUGAAAUAUGGCGAUGAAACUGGACACCUGUCUCUCCAGGCCUUCUACUGCAUGCUCUUUACCCUGCGUCCUUUGAUGAACGUCGGCAUGCCCGUCCUGAAGUGCCUCACCUUUGGGUUCGUGAGGAAAUGGAGAAUUUCACCAAACUAGUGUGCAACAGUCUGAAUAAUAACACAAACACUAUGAGUGUCUACCACGCAAUAUGUGGGCUUUUGCAAAAAAUGCAUUUUGCUAAUAUGAACAACCCAAAGUUGCAAAUCAAUCGCAAAUAAAGAAGACGAUAAGAAAUCUAAUCUUACACUAACAUUUUCAACGAGUUUUGUCACUUUUCACAUUUCACGCUGUUGAUAUGCAGUCUGCAUUGUAGUGAAGAGAAAUACACUAUACUCCCAAAAGUAUUCACUUAUCCUCCUUUGCAUUCAUAUCACAUUGAGUGACAUCACAUUCAUAAUCCAUAGUGUUCAAUAUGAUGCUAGUCCACUCUUUGAAGUUAUAACAGCUUCAACUCUUCUGGGGAGGCUUUCCACGAGGUUUAGGAAUGUGUUUCUGGGAAUUUUGAUCAUUCUUCCAGAAGCACAUUUCUAAGGUCAGACAAUGAUGUUGGAUGAGGAGGCCAGUCAAGGUUUUCUACACCCUACUUCAAUGUCUUAAUGGACCCUUCUUUCUCCACUAGUGCUCAGAGAUGUUAGAACAGUUCCCAAAAUCAGCUGGAAGCAUGAAAUUAUCCAAAAUAUCUUGGUAUGCGGAAGCAUUAAGAGUAUAUUUCACUGGAACUAAGGGGCCGAGCCAAACUCCUGAAAAACAAAGCCACACC